Messenger RNA from Erigeron canadensis, 567 nucleotides. RefSeq names its product WUSCHEL-related homeobox 3-like. Gene Ontology annotation, molecular function: DNA binding; DNA-binding transcription factor activity. Gene Ontology annotation, biological process: plant organ development. The coding region runs from base 1 to 567 and encodes 188 amino acids. NCBI's taxonomy places the organism in Eukaryota, Viridiplantae, Streptophyta, Magnoliopsida, Asterales, Asteraceae. The record is from RefSeq and is a predicted model, not a curated record. The transcript has 2 exons.
AUGGCAUCACACCCGGUGAAAGUAGCAACGAGCGGCGUUGGUGGUGGAAGCAGGUGGUGUCCAACACCGGAGCAAGUGAUGUUGUUGGAGGGUAUGUAUAGAGGUGGCCUUAAAACACCAACGGCAACUCAAAUACAACAAAUCACAGCAAGAUUAUCUGUCUACGGAAAAGUUCAAGGGAAAAAUGUAUUCUAUUGGUUUCAAAAUCAUAAAGCUCGUGAUAGGCAAAAGCUUAGAAAGAAACUAAUGGCAUUGUAUCAACAACAUCAACUUUACCCGCCUACUCAUCAUCCAUAUGCCCUUUCUCAAAAUCAGGUUGAUGAAGUAGUUAAAGAUGUAUCAACAUAUCAAGCAAUGAUCAACAGCUGGAAGGCAGUGGAUCUCCCAUCUAAUCAAACCUGCAAACUCAUGUGUGAUUGCCCACUUAUGCCAAUAAUGAAGAUGGAUGGUACAUCUCCAUAUUGCACAAGACUGCCACCAAAAACACUACAACUCUUUCCACUCACUACCACAAAUCUCAAAGAAGAUGAUGACAAGUCCACCAUGCACCUUCAAACCCUAAACUAG